Molecule: messenger RNA, 2139 nt
Organism: Nerophis ophidion (straightnose pipefish)
Lineage: Eukaryota; Metazoa; Chordata; Actinopteri; Syngnathiformes; Syngnathidae
Product: gastrula zinc finger protein XlCGF17.1-like
Exons: 4
Coding region: 563-1690 (375 amino acids)
Biological process (GO): regulation of transcription by RNA polymerase II
Molecular function (GO): RNA polymerase II cis-regulatory region sequence-specific DNA binding; DNA-binding transcription factor activity, RNA polymerase II-specific
Source: RefSeq, a predicted model, not a curated record
UGGUGCACACUUCCUUCAAACACGUGUUUCACUGGGACAAUAGUGAGUGGUGCACACUUCCUUCGCCCGGCCACAGAAGACAAAAAAGAGUUGCUGGUGUAACAAUAGGAAGAAUAUAUUCCACUCCUCUCUUGUACACGCGGCUUAUGAGAUGAACGCUCGUCAAGAAGAACGUCCCCUUCAGCAGCAGGAGGAUCCACAGCCCCCCCACAUUAAAGAGGAAGAGGAGGAAGUGUGGAUGAGUCAGGGGGGAGAGUGUCCUGUAGGGCAGGAGGAGGCUGAUGUCAGCAAGUUUCCACUGACUGUUGUCUCUGUGAAGACUGAAGAGCAUGAAGACAAACCACCUGAGUCCUCACAGCUUCAUCACAGUCCAAGUUUCGGUGACAAAAUUGUGGUUCAAACGUCGCUUCUUACCGGAGAAAAGCUGAGCUUGUGCCAUCCAUAAAGCUGCCGUCGACUCCCCUGAGACACUGACGUCAAGACACCCGUGGACACACACCUCCGACUAUCAGACGUCUGUGGAGAACAACGUCUGCCUGAAAAAAAGGAGAGUAGCUUCAGGAUGGUGAAGGAGGAUCCUUCAAAGAGGAAGACCAGGCGCCACGGACCCUCUGGCGUCUCCUUUUCCUCUUUGACACAGACCCUUCCCUGUAAAAAGGAAGAGGAAGACUCACUGACGCCCCACAUUAAAGAGGAAGAGGAGGAACACAGCAUCACUCAAGAGGGAGAUCAUCUUGAAGGACUGGAGGAGUUCCCAGUGACUGGUGUCCCUGUGAAGAGUGAAGAUGAUGAGGUGAAAGGUGAAAGUGAGGAGAGGGGAGGGGGGGAGCCUCCAAGCAGCAGCUCAACACAACACAUGACAACAGAAGCUGAUGGAGACCACUGUGGAGGAUCACAAGCAGACAAGCUCUUAGCUCCACUAUCAGAUAGUGAGGACACAACGUCACACUCUCCUGACACUGAUGAUGAAGGCUCUAAAGAUGAUAAGACAUGUCACACUGAAAACACACACUUCACAUGUUCUCACUGUCACAAAACAUUUAAAAACCAUAGUCAUCUGAAAAGACACAUGAGAACACACACUGGAGAAAAACCUUUUAUCUGUUCAGUCCGUGGUAAACGUUUUGUUCGAAGUCACAAUGUGAAAGUGCACAGGAGAACACACACUGGUGAAAAACCUUUUAUCUGUUCAGUCUGUGGUAAAGGUUUUACACAAAGUCAGAGUUUGAAAAGACACAUGAGAACACACACUGGAGAAAAAACGUUUUCUUGUUCAAUCUGUGGUAAAGGUUUUAUACAAAGUCAAUAUUUGAAGGUGCACAUGAGAACGCACACUGGAGAAAAACCUUUUCCCUGUUCAACCUGUGGUAAAGGUUUUACACAAAAUCAAUAUUUGAAAGUACACAUGAGAACACACACUGGUGAAAAACCUUUUUCCUGUUCAAUCUGUAGUAAAGGUUUUGUACAAAGUAACAGUUUGAAAGUACACACUAGAACACACACUGGUGAAAAAUCACAUUCUUGUUCAAUCUGCAACAGAAGCUUUUGUGACCGAUCAAACCUUUUAGCACACAUGAGAAGACACCCAGGAGAGAAAGUGUUGAGUUGCAGUGUGUGUGGUGAAAGAUUGUCUUCUAAGUACCAGUGUAAGAAACACAAGUGUGCUGGUGAGAACAGCAGCAGCAAAUGAAACUGCAGGAUUUGAAAUAAACUGUCAAGACUUUCAUUUUGACUUUCUAACAACUUUAUGAUUCAUUUGUUGGGUCUCUAUAAUCUAUUUUAUUCAUUAUCGUUAUUACUCUGUAUUAUAAUGAUUGUGUUGUGAUUGUUUUAUAUGUAUGUCCCCAGACCUUUAUGCAAUAUACAAGUGAGAGAAAAUAGCAGAUUUUUUUUUUGUUUUUGUGAAAGGAUUUUGUUUUUACAAACUUACAUUUGUGGAUACAUCAAAUAAAUCCAGUAUUCUGUUCUAAACAUUUUUUCUGUAUUUUUUUCUUUUUUCAACAUCCCCAAAACAACAUCAAUAUCAGUCAAAGUUUGGAGUGUCAGACAAAAGCCAAUAUUGUACAUCAUCCCACAGAGAUUUACUUUGCAUACAUUCUUAAAAUAAACUGUUUAUUGUGUUUCCCAAUCACAGAACCA